CAGCACCUCAAAAGCUUCACGUACAAAAGCGAAAUAGAACAACAAUAUACGAAUUUAGCUCAAAAGUGUAUUCAACUAUUCUUUGAAGUACUUUUUCCGACUCUUAGAUGCCAGUCUGAGACAAUUGUCGAUCAAAGUGCACGCGGCUCAUCUAGUCUACGGAGUUUUAAAGAAAGUUUUAUAUUGGUUAACUCCUGUUAAAAAAAGUUUGAAGACGGAAAGAAAAGUCGUGUAUGCUGAAAUUGAACUAAAGUCAUUGUGACAAUGGAUAAGUUGAAGCGUGCUUUGGGCUCUCAGCCCGUAGAACAGACACAAAGUGAAGAAAACCUAUUCACGGAGAUGACGUCGUUAUCGUGGAGCACCCGGAUCAAAGGAUUUGGAAUUACAUUCAUUCUUGGCUUUGUGUUCUCUCUACUGGGCGUAGGAUUUUUGGCGAUCCCAAUCCAUGGCAUCAAACUGUUCUGCGUAUUUUACUCGCUUGGCAACCUAAUGGCAAUCUUCUCAACGCUCUUCCUUAUGGGACCUGCAAAUCAGUUGAAGAAAAUGUUUUCGGCAACACGAUGGAUCGCGUCAGUUAUGAUGAUAACCUUCCUGUUGCUCACGCUUGUGUCAGGCCUCGUCUGGCACAAAAAAUCUCGCACCGUAAUCUUCUGCCUGUGCCAAUUCGUAGCCAUGACGUGGUACGCUCUCAGCUACAUUCCAUAUGCAAGAGAAGCUGUGAAGAAAACCUUCGCCUCUUGCAUCGAUGUGUAAAUAAUUUAUAAUUUGUUUACCUAAAUAUAAUAAAGGUUUACAGGAAAUGUAUAACGUGCUUUUACGUAUGACGAUUUUAUUAAUAUUUAGCAAUUCACACGUUGAGCAGCAAUAGUGUUACAAAUCGAUAUAUGGAUUUUCGAUGUUUUUUUUUGACGAAACUAAUAAAUUCUGCUUCUCGAGUUCGCUAUGCAGUCGGCGAGGCAAACAGCAAUUGUAAAAACAAACGUCUUUAUUAAGACGGAUUAUAUGGUAUGAAUGCCCUUCUUGUUGCCAACAUGUACUAACAAACUUAUAGUGUGUCAACGUUUUCCGUAAUUUUACUACCUUUAUUUAGUAUCUCAUCAUCACCGCUUCAUAUCCGUGAUAGCAUUAAAGACUUUGCGCAUUCAAUUCUUCAUUUUAUAUGAUUUGGAAUCUCUCUCUCUAUCUCAUUAUAAGAACAAGUUUACAUGAAAAAUAAUUUUAAAUGUUUGCCACGAAUCCUCUAUGAGUAACCAUAAAUCUAAGAAAAUUAUCACACACUAACAUGACGUCAUCUUGAGGAAAGCGGCGAAACUCACGACCAACUUAUAUGACCAUAAUGUAAAUAACUUUAGUGUGGGAAUCAAGCUGUACACAUACUGUUUUUAUUAUUAUCGUUAGCUAU
Messenger RNA from Varroa destructor (honeybee mite), 1402 nucleotides. RefSeq names its product vesicle transport protein SFT2B-like. Gene Ontology annotation, biological process: vesicle-mediated transport. NCBI's taxonomy places the organism in Eukaryota, Metazoa, Arthropoda, Arachnida, Mesostigmata, Varroidae. The record is from RefSeq and is a predicted model, not a curated record. Gene Ontology annotation, cellular component: membrane.